UAUAUUCGUAGUAAGGGCUCUUCUCGGCUUUCCUGGGAUUAUUCGUCUUUGUAAUUUUGGGGACUUCCAAGGAAUGUUCAAUCGGUCCCACGGCCGUCAUAUCUUUGAUGACGUUCUCGUACGCCAGUGAUGAAGGAGGCCCGAUCUAUUCCAGCACCCUGUUAGCUUUCCUAGCUGGUUCGCUAGAACUAGUAGCAGGACUCUUGAACCUAGGAUUCAUGGUCGAGUUUAUUUCGGCUCUUGCCAUUUCUGGCUUUUGUUCAGCUGCCGCUUUGACUGUAUCGUCGACCCAAGUUUAGGGCCUCUUCGGCUUGAAAUGCAAAGGAUCCUCGUUUAUCGAAAUUUGGCGAGGUUUUUUCGAAAACAUAACGAAAUGCAAUCCUUGGGACUCCGCCCUGGGUUGUUCUAUGAUAGUAAAACUUCUUCUAAUGCGGAAAUUGACUUCAUUAAAAAAUCUUGGCCCUUUGAAGAAAGUUGGUUUCUUGCGCAGUCGCGCUGUCGAUUCUAGUCUCUGGUUUAUUGCCACAAGUCGCAACGCUAUCGCCGUCAUCGCCGGCUGUUUAGCCGCUUAUUUUUUAGAACAAAAUGGCUCCAAACCUUUCACUCUGACAGGUAAUAUACAAGCGGGUAUUCCCCCGUUUGGUUUGCCACCGUUCUCUGUCAAUCGAACGACCGGAAACACCACUGUUGUUUUGGGGUUUUCCGAAAUUUGUUUGGAACUCGGAGCUGCUAUCGGCCUCAUUCCGCUCAUGGCCAUUUUAGAACAAGUUGCUAUCGCCAAGGCUUUUGCAAACGGCAAGAGAACAGACGCCACCCAAAAAAUGAUUGCGCUGGGUGUUGGAACCAUCCUUGGCUCGCUAUUCAGUUCCAUGCCCGUCACCGCUUCUUUUGGAAGGAGUUCAGUGCAAGCCGCAAGCGGGGCCAAGACUCCGCUAACCAAUAUUUACGGCGGCGUCUUGGUUUUAUUGGCUUUGGGAUUUCUCAUGCCUUCCCUGGCAUAUAUCCCGAAAGCGAUUUUGGCUUCUGUCAUUAUUAUGUCAGUCAUAUUCAUGGUGGAACUUGAGGAACUAAAGCCCAUGUGGAAGAGCAGAAAGAUCGAACUAUUGCCCUUCGGUGUCACAUUCUUGUGCUGUCUCUUUGUCAACAUGGAAUACGGAAUUCUGAUUGGAGCUGGAAUUCACUUGCUUCUGUUAGCUUACAUACGAAAUCGACUUCAUCCUGAACUUAUAAGGCUGCCGGGAAACGAAGUUACCGAGGAAAGAGUUAUCGUCAAAGCCGACUCCAAUUUGUAUUUCCCAGGAGUUGAAAAGUUUCGCCGAGCGCUCAAUGAAGCCAGUGAGGUGGAUGCUGAAGGGCGAAGUUCUUGCUUUAUGGUUUAUCUCUCCAACUUGACGGAAAUUGACUACAGCGCACUUAAAAUGCUUGUAUCCGUGGCGUCUCAGUGUCACAAAAACAAUCUGUGCUACAUUUCGUCAAUGCUACUCCAAUUGAUUUCUUUUACCCUACCAUCGGCAGAUAUAGCAUUUUUGCCCAAGGUGGAUAAAGAUUACGUAACAAAAGAAAUCCAGAUGGAAGAAAUUGCCGCUUAAGGUACUUGGGUAUCUAAAAACAGCUAAUCAAAUUUUGCAAAACAAAGUGGUUAAAUUAUCGAUUAAAGAUACGUACACCUUUCUCACUCUAUAAACAGUUCUACUGUAGAAGGUAACACCCGUGGAUUGAGGUACAAGAGUGACGGGAAAAUUAUAGUUCUUAAUGAGGAGAAAACCUGGAGAAAUGCGCGAGUUCUUUUAAACGCAAUUAUAAACAAAAAACAGUGUAGAGAUAAAUUGUUUCUUUUUUUCACUUUAUGUAUUGAAGUUCAUUUGAUGGACCUAAAUAUCGGUUAGUUAUUGAAUCCGUUAGUUAUAUUACACUGUAGCCAAAUUGGAUUAAAAGGAUGAAUUACACAGCUUUGUAUUUCUUUGUGUUUCUAUUUCUCCUCUAGUUUCUCAGGUGAAAAAGUCGAGACAAGGUAAUUUCGUGAUUUUAUUGGUUUCCAACUUCCAAGAGGCAUGAAGGA
Messenger RNA from Daphnia pulicaria, 2059 nucleotides. Its product is annotated as sodium-independent sulfate anion transporter-like. Gene Ontology annotation, biological process: transmembrane transport. NCBI's taxonomy places the organism in Eukaryota, Metazoa, Arthropoda, Branchiopoda, Diplostraca, Daphniidae. The transcript is spliced from 10 exons. The record is from RefSeq and is a predicted model, not a curated record. Gene Ontology annotation, cellular component: membrane. Bases 408 to 1589 code for a protein of 393 amino acids. Gene Ontology annotation, molecular function: sulfate transmembrane transporter activity.